This is a messenger RNA of Hymenoscyphus albidus, 3425 nucleotides long. Lineage: Eukaryota; Fungi; Ascomycota; Leotiomycetes; Helotiales; Helotiaceae. The record is from the annotation of a GenBank genome assembly.
CUCUGCCCCCACCAAAAGCCACGGCAUCACAUCAUAUACCAGCAUAGCAACAAUCGGUAAAAAUUGAUAAGAAGAGCCCCGCGUCACAUGAUCAACAUCGGCCAGUGCAGAAGAGAUGCAGGUGGGGGGGUUGGUUGGAAAGGUGAAUCACGAAUAAAAACGAGGAGGUUAGUUAAGGGAAGUGAUUCCCUCAUUAGAUUAUACGAGACAGAGAACACAUAACGAGAACUGCUUUGCCGUGACCUCUGGUGUUGUUGUUGUCCUCGUCAGUUGGUGGAAGGCUCUCGAACGUUCAGGGCGAGUUGUCGAAGGUUGUGGAAACUGGAACCGCUGCACUUCCACUAGCGAGGAAAGCAAAAGCCUUGGUGGCUCAGUCGGCUGGCGCAGGUAAUAUUUAUUCCACCACCACGUUUGCCAACAAUACGCUGCUUCAACUCAACAACUCGCAUACCGAACAUCACCACCUCACACCCCGUCUCCAAUCCACCCCCUCUCCACCAUCGUCACACUCUCUUUUCAGCAUCGCGACACCAAUUUCUCCUUGACUUCGCACACCCGUCCUCGUUCUACCCGCCAACAUGAGUGGUAUGUCAACAAUCUUCACCCCGCAGCGCAGCGCAGCGCAACCCAACCCAACCCAACCCAGCCCUACAUCGGUUCGUCAGACAUAGCUAACCACCUCUGCGUAUAGUCGUCGGCGUGGACUUUGGAACGCUCAAUACCGUCAUCGCAGUUGCUCGCAACCGUGGUGUUGACGUGGUAUGUAUCCUCCUCACUCUUCUUCUGCUGUUAUCAUAACCAAUCUUCUAACCUUCCCAGAUCACAAAUGAAGUCUCCAAUCGAGCCACACCGUAAGUCUCCUCGAACAUUCCGCGCCUGGCGAGACAAUCUGACCUCGAGUAUAGAUCCCUCGUAGGAUUUGGCCCCAAGAGCAGAUACCUCGGAGAGCCUGCGAAGACACAAGAAAUCUCCAACUUGAAAAACACCGUCGGGUCAUUAAAACGAUUGGCAGGACGAGUCUUGAGCGAUCCAGAUGUGCAAAUUGAACAGCAAUUCGUCUCCGCGCCCCUCGUCGACAUCAAUGGCCAGGUCGGUGCCGAGGUCACAUAUAUGGGAAAGAAGGAAAAAUAUACCUCCACACAGCUGGUUUCCAUGUUCUUGAGCAAAGUCAAGGCUACCGCAUCCGCCGAACUGAAGCUGCCUGUCUCAGACAUGGUGAUGAGUGUUCCAGCAUGGUUCACCGACAUCCAACGAAGAGCACUGAUGGACGCCGCCGAGAUCGCUGGUCUCAAGCUACUUCGACUAAUGAAUGACACAACUGCAGCCGCCUUGGGUUAUGGUAUUACCAAGACUGAUUUACCUACUGGGGACGAGAAGCCUCGCCGUGUUGCUUUCGUCGAUAUCGGACACACCAACUACUCAUGUUCGAUUGUCGAAUUCAAGAAGGGUGAGUUGACCGUCAAGUCUACUGCAUACGACCGUCACUUUGGUGGACGUGAUUUCGACAAGGCCUUGGUGGACCACUUUGCCGAGGAGUUCCAGACCAAAUACAAGAUUGACAUCAAGAGCAAUGGAAAGGCCAUGGUUCGUGUCGGUGCCGCCGCCGAGAAGUUGAAGAAGAUCCUCUCUGCCAACCAGCAGGCACCUCUCAACAUCGAGUCCUUAAUGAACGAUGUGGAUGUCCAGUCCAUGAUGAAGCGUGAGGAACUAGAGGCACUGGUAGAGCCACUUCUCCAGCGCGCCCACGUUCCUCUUGAGCAAGCUUUGGCUGAGGCCAAGUUGACCAAGGAGGACAUUGACAUCAUUGAAUUGGUUGGUGGAUGUACUCGUGUUCCAGCACUCAAGGAGCGCAUCCAAGCAUUCUUCGGCAAAACUCUCUCCUUCACCCUGAACCAAGACGAGGCCAUUGCCAGAGGAUGCGCUUUCAGCUGUGCCAUUCUUUCCCCAGUCUUCCGUGUUCGUGAUUUUGCCAUUCACGAUAUCGUCAACUACCCAAUUGAGUUCACAUGGGAGAAAUCACCUGACAUUCCAGAUGAGGACACCAGCCUUACGGUCUUCAACAAGGGUAAUGUCAUGCCAUCAACAAAGAUUCUUACCUUCUAUCGCAAAGAGGCUUUCAACCUGGAGGCGAAAUACGCCAAACCCGAAUUAUUACCUGGUAAGAUUAACCCAUGGAUCGGUCAAUUUACAGUCAAGAAUGUCAAGGCCGAUUCCAAGGAUGAUUUCAUGAUCUGCAAGCUCAAGGCACGUUUGAACUUGCAUGGUAUCUUGAAUGUUGAGUCUGGCUAUUAUGUUGAGGAUGUGGAGAUUGAGGAGCCAAUCCCAGAAGAGAAAGAGGGAGAGAAGAAGGAUGACAAGAAGGACCCAGAUGUAUGUUGUGUGAAACCUUGAUUGCAACAAAUCACUAACUUUCACAGGCCAUGGAUGCGGAACCCACCAAGACCAGAAAGGUCAAGAAGCAAGUCCGAAAAGGCGAUCUUCCAAUCAUCUCUGGCACAUCAUCACUUGACCAGACCAAGAAGGAUGCUGCCGCUGAGCAGGAGUCCGCUAUGAUCAUGGAGGAUAAGCUUGUCGCUGAUACUGAGGAGAAGAAGAAUGAGCUUGAGACCUACAUCUACGAGAUGAGAAACAAGAUCGAUGAUACCUACGCCGAAUUUGCCAACGAGGACGAGAAGACCAAGUUAAAGGCAAAGCUUGAGGCUAGCGAGGUAAGCCUCCCGAGGAUUCCGAUAGACGUAAAAUAGAAGGUGCUGACCGUUCUUUAGGACUGGCUUUACGAUGAGGGCGAGGAUGCUACCAAAGCUGUCUAUGUCGCCAAGAUGGACGAGAUCCGUGCUGUUGCCGGACCAAUUGUGCAACGCUACUUUGACAAACUUGAGGAGGAGCGUGCUGCACAGCGUGCCAUUGAGGAGGCCGAGGCACAAAAGAAGAGAGAGAUGGCUGAGGCUGCCAGAGCUGCUGCGAUGGCGCAAGAAGCCGCUGCCGCCAAGGACGAAGAGAUGACGGAUGCUGAUGCGGCGAAACCAGAUGAGAUCGUGGAGCCAGAGUCAAAGUAAUGUGGACAUGACGAAAAUAUAAUGAUCUCAUGAUGGGAGGAAAAUGCUACGCAUCGUAGAAACACACCAGGGACGGGGAACUCAAAUUUUCUCGGAACAAAGAACGUAAAGACAGAUAUUUGCUUGCAGGUUAUUCUCGAAGACUAUUUUGUUUUUGACGGAGGUUUCUAUCAACAGACUUCUUUCUUCUACACUUUUGUUUUGUGGCCUGGGGGAAAUGGGGUAUGCGUGCGUUCCUUUUUUCUUCUCCUUUUUUCCUAUAGAUGAGCAUGAAGGGAUCGCGAUGCGUGGAUCUUAGCGUGCUAUGUUUCUGCAUGUAAUGCAGAUGCAAAUAAAAUAAGAAUAGAAAUGAAACGUUUGUUUUUUUGA